Periophthalmus magnuspinnatus is the source of this 2396-nucleotide messenger RNA. RefSeq names its product TEPSIN adaptor related protein complex 4 accessory protein (gene tepsin). Gene Ontology annotation, cellular component: trans-Golgi network membrane. NCBI's taxonomy places the organism in Eukaryota, Metazoa, Chordata, Actinopteri, Gobiiformes, Gobiidae. Bases 73 to 1836 code for a protein of 587 amino acids. The transcript is spliced from 13 exons. The record is from RefSeq and is a predicted model, not a curated record.
UUGGCUGGCUGUCACAUCUAGCCCCGCCCUCUCUUUACAGCUCCAGGAAGAAGAUGGGUACACUGCUAAAUCAUGGCAACAUUUAUGGAACGACUAGCAUUUCUUCAAAAAGUACCGACUCUAAUGAAAGCCACAGCAGAUGAUGAGAAUCCUUGCCCCGGCUACCUUUUUCAAGAAAUCAGCAAAAUAUCUCAUGAAUCUUUAGGAAACAGUCAGUGUUUGUUGGAGUAUCUUCUGGAGAGGCUGCAGGUGAAAUCCUGCCAUGUUAAACUCAAGGUGCUCAAGAUUUUUGUACAUCUCUGUGAUCAUGGUUCAAACCAUUUUCUCACAGAAUUGAGAAGAAACUCGACUUUCAUUCAGCAAGCAUCAGUUUACAGUGGUCCUCCUGACCCCAUCCAUGGCACUGCAUUAUAUCAGCGAGUGCGAAAUACAGCACAGGAGGUGGCAAGGCUUCUCUUCACUGAUACAAUUGCAAUAAAAAACAGCAUCUCUGCAAAUCCAACAGCUCAUCAACCAAUGGGCAUGGGUUCUGCUGCCCACAAGUCAGGAAUGCAGGGGUUUGGGUACAGUCCAAUCAAACAGGGGUCUGGCAAUGAUUCAUUACUAGAUAAAAUCCAGAAAGCUGCUGAAGUUGUGGCCAGUGCUGUGCUUCCUCCUACUGAGCAGCAAGGCAUCCGUCUCUAUGACAACCAUUACCGGGCGGUUGUGGCUCCGGCAGCACCCAUAGAAGUGGCUGUACCCGCAUGCUCAUACAACCUACCUGCACGCAAAUCUAAAGUGACCCAGCGAUACCCUGGACAAAUAGGAGGAGGCUGGGAAGAGACAGACAGUGCCAACAGUUCAUCUCGUAAUUCCUCUCAAGAAGUUUCAGGCCAUUGCAAAGCAUCUACAGGAAGAGGGUCAGCUGGCACAGGCAGCCAGUCCGGGGCCAGCAGAGAGAGCAAUGGAGAUCUAUCCGAAAGGGUGGAAGCCCUGCAGUUAGGGGACUGUGCCCAAGAGGUGGCACUUAUCAACACAAUUACUGAGGGCUCCAAAGUUUUUCUAUCACGAGAGGAAAGCCAGCACUUCAUAAAAGAGUCUUCUACUUUAAACUGUGAAGUUGUAGUCGACCUUCUCGCCAAGAAACUCCAAGAUCCCUCAGACACAGUUAAAAUGCGGACAAUGUGUGCUUUAGCGUGCUUCAUGACCUCUGACCUCCUUUCGCUGGAACAAAUAUUUGCGGCUACACAGAGCAGGCUUUAUCUGCUGAGUGAGGGGGCUUCAGGUCCUGUGGCCAACAAAGCCACCAAGCUCUUGCGGCAGUUUGAAGCUCUGACUCGUGGACUUCAGCCUUUGCAUAAGCAACCAAAUUCAAGAAGUAACCAUCAUACAUCGACUGAUUUCACAUCUGCAUGUACUGACCCUUUAGACCUAAAGCAUCCUGCCCAGGUACCACAGGUUUUGCCAGAGUAUGUCCCCCACCCCCUCCAUGAAGGACCAGAUGAGUGUGGUGAGACAGCUGAGGCUGAAGUUAGAGCUAGAGACGAAAUUGUUCAAACCAAUAGAAGCCCUUUGCUCUGGGAGCUCCACAGGUCAGACUCCAAUAGACUGUCAUUGUUUAGUGGAAUGGAGCUGGUGACCACGACCAGGCCUAUGAGUGAGAACGUGUCAUUUCAGACGGAGGAGAAAGCCAUUGGGGACAUCUUAAAUGUGUCUCAAGAGGAAAAUACAGAUGGAGACAACCUACGAGACACACACUUGGCUAGUGUAACAGCUGAGGACACACAUUUUCAUUGUACUUCCGUUUCUUCUGAUAACACUCAAGUGGUGUCUGCCUUUUCAUUUCUCAACUCCUGACAAUGGCUCAUAUAAAAAAAGAAAAGACCAAGGCUGUUUGCGAGUUCAGCAUUUCAGACACGACAUGAGAAACAUGAUUCUCCUUCCUUUUAGCUUUGUGGUGCUAAUAUUCAAAGCUUUGUUUUAUAGAAGUAUAUGUUGUUCAUUGAAAUUAGCUUCUAAAACUCAGGACAUUAAGAUGGCUUGCUUCUGGAAUACCCAGAAUCACUGAGGAUGUCUCUGUUUGAUUUGCACAUUAAUGUUUAAUAUUAUAUUUUUGAGUAUGUUAUUUGUAAAUUAGUUGUAAUUGACCAUUAUUUAUACCAACUCUGUUUUGUACGGAACCUUUGAAAAUUUCAAAACAAGAACUUAACCCCAAUAGUGUGACUGUUAAGUGCAUGGCUAUACUAUGAAUAAUUCAUUCAUAAAAUUAACAGGAUAUUUGAUGUUCUAUUCAAUUACAAGAAAAAAAUAAAUCUCCUCAAAAUUAUUUUUCAUAUUAAAACUAAAACAUAACAAAAAUACUGCACUCAAUCACAUUUUAGUCCCAAGCACAUGUAUUAAAAUAAAUGAAUAGUCAC